AUGCUGCCCACCACUCUAUCCAUCACCACCACCCACACUCUGCCAGGCUGGGCGCCGCAGCUCUGUCUGCCACGUUAUCUGCAGGAUGACACCUGGCUCAAGACAUGUGCUGUUCUGAGACUGGGUCGGAAACAACCCUUCGAGUGA
Plenodomus lingam JN3 is the source of this 147-nucleotide messenger RNA. The record is from RefSeq and is a predicted model, not a curated record. NCBI's taxonomy places the organism in Eukaryota, Fungi, Ascomycota, Dothideomycetes, Pleosporales, Leptosphaeriaceae.